This is a messenger RNA of Hylaeus anthracinus, 1603 nucleotides long. It is a transcript of the gene fy, whose product is annotated as protein fuzzy homolog. The transcript is spliced from 6 exons. The record is from RefSeq and is a predicted model, not a curated record. Gene Ontology annotation, biological process: vesicle-mediated transport; non-motile cilium assembly. NCBI's taxonomy places the organism in Eukaryota, Metazoa, Arthropoda, Insecta, Hymenoptera, Colletidae. The coding region runs from base 265 to 1479 and encodes 404 amino acids.
UAACUGUAUACAUUGUAAAACUAACAAAGCCAAGACAAUCUAUAUAACCUCUAUACGACUUGCGUUCUGUCAAUUGUUAACUGUGCAUUUCAAUUCUGAAAUAUUAUUAUGAAUCCAAAGAAUAUGUAGCAAGUACAAGUAUGAAUCACAAGAAUAAAGUUUAGUACCUUCUCUUAAGAAUUAAUGCUUUUGCAUUGUUGAAUGAAUUGAAAUAAUGGACAUUCAUCUAUCAAUGAAUCUCUGACAUACGAAGAAACCAUCGUCAUGGUAGCCCAUGUUAUGUGUUUGACUUCUUCUGGUGGAAUUCCAUUAUUUUCUCGACAGAAAGGUGAAGGUGAUUCGAUGACAUUUUCUAAGAUAGCAUCUUUAAAUGGAGUACACAUGUUUCUCAAGUCACAGGACAUUAAACUCUUGUGUACAGACUUACCUGACACUACCAUAAUGUGGAAAGAGUUUGAAAGAAGCAUUACUUUAAUAGCUAUUGCCAAUGGGACCACGAAAUACAUUUUAAAUAAAUUUCUUGAUGCUAUUUUUGGUGCUAUGAUUUUAUUUGUUGGUAUUGAUGAAAUAAAAAGUGCAAAAAAUAUUGAAAAGCUUAAGAAAGACAUGCGUUUGUGUAGUCCAAUUGUUGACAAUUUAUUGCAAUGUCUCGAUGCUGGAGAUGGGAUUUCUUUGAAAACUGAUAUUGUCAAUAUGACAGAAUGCAUUAUGUGUGAUGAAAACAAUUUACUUCAGACUUGUUUAGAGGGUUACGUGGAAUGUUUGGAUUCCAUUUAUGGAUGUAUUUUGAUACAUGGCUGCCUAGCAGUUGCUACAGAAGGCUGGUGGAGUUUACAUCCUAUCGAAAGGAAAUUAUUAAUAAUAGCUGUUACUGUAGAAGGUGUCUGUACUACCCGCGAUAUUCCUGUAUUUCUUCCUUAUAAGAGUCCAAAUGUGGCUUUCAGACUAGUGUCUGUUGCAUUGAUCAAUCACAUCGAAGUGCUUGCAUUGUGUGGACCAAAUCCUGAAUUAUCAGAAAUUGAGAGGUUUGCUGUACAAUGCUGGAAGAGUAGCAUCGAUGCUUUGCAUAGUGCUGAACAGUGCUAUCCAAGGAAUUUACCAAUGUCUAUAAAUUUGGAUUCGGAAACACUCGGAUUUCUUUUGGCAAACUAUAAGGUGCAGAAAUUCGUACUCGGCAGGAAUACACAGUAUACAAAAAACAGAGCCAGUGGGUCGCACAGAUUAGAUAUAUUAAGAACUUUUUAUCACCAAGCCGUCGAAACCUUUAUAUCAUCUCCUGCAUCCGAAGGUGGAACAAACACCGACAGUUCGGAGUUUGUUGGUGCAAAAGAAAUAUAUUUAUGUUCUGAAUACCACAAAUGUCAUGCAGUUAGGUAUGGAGAUCAUAUCCUUUGUAUUUUAUACGCAUCCGUAGUGCCUACUCAUACUAUGAGAUUGAUUUGUCAGAAAAUAUUGAAAAUGUUACUCGUUGAUAAGUAAGGUAAAAAUUUAGUGCCUAAGACUUUUUGUAUUCGAACUACUGUUUUUAUGCUACUUUGUAUUUUUAUACUACACAAUCACAGAUGAUUGCAAUUAUCGAAAAUGAAUAAAUACUAAGGCGUUA